Messenger RNA from Anneissia japonica, 525 nucleotides. RefSeq lists its product as uncharacterized. The record is from RefSeq and is a predicted model, not a curated record. Lineage: Eukaryota; Metazoa; Echinodermata; Crinoidea; Comatulida; Comatulidae. The transcript has a single exon. The coding region runs from base 1 to 525 and encodes 174 amino acids.
AUGUCUCGCCAUGCUGUGGAUGAUGGUUGUAACGAUAACGUUGUAUCCAAAAGUGCCAAUGCUUUUGUAAAUAUGUGUAUUGCAACAUCGACACCAAAUGCCAUAUCCCUAGCAGAAAUUGAGGAGGCUACGAAAAGCGAUCACACAAUGCAAUGCGUCUUUAAAUUUUUAUCAACUGGCAAAUGGGAUUUACGGGAGGCUGAAGGUGUUAGUGAUGUAGAUUUAAGUAAUCUCCAACAAUUUCAAAAUGUAAAGCAUGAGUUGACCAGUGUUAAUGAUAAAUUGUUGCUUAGGGGAUCUUUGAUUGUAGUCCCUAAUGCCCUACAAGGUAAAAUGGUAGAUCUUGCACAUGAGGGUCACCAAGGGGAGGCCAAGACAAAGAAACUUCUCAGGUCAAAGGUGUGGUUCCCUAAGCUUGACAAGCUUUGUGAGGUGGUAGUUAAAGAGUGUAUUCUAUGCCAGGCAGCAACACCUCAGUCAGUGCGUGCACCCCUCAAAAUGACUGAUCUCCCGAAUGGUCCCUGA